AUUCUAGAAUGCAGCACAUUCUAGCUGCUUUCUGACUGUAUCCAUACAAAAUGCUGUGAAUUGACCCAUAGGACUCCCAAGUAGACUCGAACCAGCCACCAUGCAUGUGUCUCCUUCAAUGGUGCUAUUGGCGGAGUUACCAUCUUGGCUUCUUGCUAGUACUAGCUACUACAUGUAGUACCGGUACCUUGUGCAUGGCGCCAUUUCGAGGACAUGUGAGACAUGUCAUACUGACGAAAGAGAGAGCUAGUUUUUUAUUGAGUAGACGAGUAGUUGUUUUGGUGGCCUUUGCAUCACAAUUACUGUAACCAUGCCGUAGCCAUUGCAUGGACAGUCAAUCAACCCACAAGUAAGUGUGUUGGCACCAUGCCAGCACAAAGGAAUUUGAAAGAAACUGAGGAAAAAGAAAGAAACUGAUUCUUGAGAAUCAGCAUUUUCGAUGACGGGAUUCUUAAGAAUCCUCUUUCCCCAGAUUCCUCGCACCAGGUCUCCAUUUAUUUGCAUACCGGUAUUUGCAUACGCGAUGUUGAACUUCGACGAUCGCGAGCGUGUGCGGCAAGAAGAAGCUGUGAACCAAAACUGACGUACCAGGUACCCCCUUCUCAAUCAAAGAACCAGUGAGUCGAUGCCAACAACAUCAAGCCAACAUCACACACUCUGGUCUCCACACUCCCACAGCAAGCUGCCGCGAAGAUGAUUGUUUGAUGAGGAUGAUACUACGUACCGUACAGCAAUGCAAGUAGCGGGCACCAAUGUCGUUCUUCCAGGGUAUGAAUCGCAGUUAACAGGCGAAGAUGCUGUCCUUCACUCCCAGAGAAAACUGCAGGCUGCGGCUGCCAAUCUGGAACGUUUGUUGGAACAGCAACAGCCACUGCCGUCGCGUUCGAUAGUGUCCCUACCCUGUACCAGAGCCGAAGAAACUGUGGGAUAUCGGUGCAAAUGCAGUUUUCAACUACUGAUCCAAGAGAAAGAACGCGACACUCAGCAGCGCCAUUAUCAAUAUGCCAUGCGGUAUCAAGGGCAAGCAGAAGCUAUUGGAUCGCCCUUCUUUCCCAUUGCCAACCCAAGGAUUCAACGAGCCAUGCAACAACUCUUGGAAUUGGUUCUGAAUAAUAAUACUGCAGCAUAUCCAGUCUUGGUGAAUAAUGAAAGCUUGACGAGCCUGACAUUUGCUGCUUCUUGGGGACCGGAUGAUGACAGAUCAACCAACGAGGAUGCUGUUCAAUCCGAUUGCAUUGUGACUUUGAACUAUGACGCUGCCGUAGAGAAUGCAGAUCAAUGGAUCAAAGAAGCCCAUCAAGUGUGUCAGCUCUUGAAUCUCACACAAUUACACGGACGGUCGCGGAAAAUAUUGCUCUCUGCCAUUCCGCUGACGGGGACUGGGUCCAGUCUGGGAAAUAUCCUUCGUGACACCAUUUAUCUGAUACCACCACCACCAUCCAAUGAUAAUAAUAUCCAUGCCGCCUGGAAAGUCUCGUUGGCAACACCACAACAGCCUAUAACAAGUCAGGCCAUUGCAGUUCAUUAUCAUAAACCAGAAACUGCAUUCUUUCAUCCCAAUGCCAAUGUCAUGUGUCAAGCCUUGGCAUGGAUGCUCGAACGAAUUUCACUGACUGCGACAUCUUCCACACUGCCAGAAAUCCAUCUUUUGGAAAUGUACUGUGGAUGUGGGGCUCAUACCAUGGCCCUGGCCAAAUCAAACUUGCUCACAUCCAUCAUGGCAGUGGAGUUGGACCAACGUUUGGUGGAUGCCUGCAAAGUUAAUGUGCAACUCAAUAAUAUUGUUGUCAAAGACAAUGAUAGCAACCGGCAACAGCAGUCCAUAAUGUCACCGGUCCAAGUGGUCCGUGGAGAUGCGGGUCAAUGGGCCCACAAGAACAUGAUGAAAAGGAAAUCGUCAUCAUCAGGUCAUCGCGAGUGCGAGUACAGUAUCCUCCUAGUAGACCCACCUCGCCAAGGAUUGGAUAAGAAGGUUGUGGACUUGGCAAUUCACGACAAGAGCCUCAAUGACAUGCUCAUCAUUUCUUGCGGCCACGAAGCCCUUGUGAGAGAUCUCAAGCUGCUUGGCAAGUGUUUUGACGUUAUCAAUUGCAGGCAACUCGAUCUCUUUCCCAGAACAGACUCUGUAGAGACACUGGUGCAUCUGAGGAGGAGACUUGGCGGGGAGAACAAGCGAUGAUGCAAUAUAUUUCUUAACUCCAUUUAGUUUGGCUGUACUGUAACCACGAACUUGUAGCUACUGUUCUGAUGUGCAACU
Seminavis robusta is the source of this 2257-nucleotide messenger RNA. Lineage: Eukaryota; Bacillariophyta; Bacillariophyceae; Naviculales; Naviculaceae. The record is from the annotation of a GenBank genome assembly.